CGGUUCAAGAGCAUACAUAAAACGUCUAGCCUGGCCCACAACUAAGCUUACAAAACCGUGUGCCUGUCUGCCUGCAUGCAUAGUUAUUUCUGUACAGUACAGUUAACCAAGCUGAACAGUCGCGUCAAGUGUAUACAUAGUCACGUUUAAACCCUUCUGUGAUUAAAAGUUUUGAAACAUCCAAUCAUCCAAAGUUUUUACUUCAAUCCUCUAAAUAACUAUAACUGGAAAAAUGUAUUCUCAGAAUAUUCAAGAAGAAGCCAAACUGGAUGCCAUGCAACGUCAUUGGCAGCUACUCCGUCGUGGAGCAUCAUCAUCCACGGCAUUUUUUGAGGAAGUCAAUGAGACUGAAGACUUAUUAUCUCUACCGAUGCAAAAUUCUCAUAUUGAUGCUCAGAGGAGUGCAUGUGUGCAACAUUUCAAAAAUUUAAGCUGUGAUCUGGAUAGCGAUUCGGAAUUUUUAGACUUACAAGACCGCUAUGUAAAAGAUGUUAAAACAUUUAAAGAACCCGAAGUCCCAGUAAAAGUACCACUCACACUGGAUGCCUCCUUAUUGGGAGAUAUUCCAGGACUAUACACUAUUUGUGACCUGGAACCCCAUCAGCUACCUGUUGUUGGGGUUUACAUUGACAAAAGAAUUGUUCCAGGCUUCAAAUAUCGCGUGAGGCCAUUGCCAGAAGUAGGCUUUUCUUCCACCAUUAACAAGUGCUUAUUUGAUGGCAGUGCCUUAACUCUGAAAUCAAUUGGCAGAGGCUACGCAAGAAGAUUCACUUUUGAAGCACAAAAGAACAAACUUAAUGAUAAUGACCACUAUUUCUGGAGUGACAACAGACCUGAAGGAUAUGCUUUGGAACCAGAAUUUCUAUCCGAAGGAGACAAAUUUACGUUCUUUAACUCCAAUGGCGAAUCUGAAGGGACUGUAGAAGUACUAAAAUUAGAGGGACCACAAACUGAAAUUUUUAGCUCUAUAUCAAAUGGUGUCAUUGAGAAAAAAGCCAAUGUCAAGUUUACAGGUAAAGUUGAGUUUUACGAAACUGGCGUGGCUAAACCAAUGCACCUCACUGGCAUGGUAGUGUCACGUUUGCUCAAAGGUAAAAAUGCUGCUGCAAUUGUUAAGGUCAGUAAUGUCAACAUCAAGAGGCACAGAUGUUAUCUGUUGCCUGGUAUGCAAAAGGUACACAGAAGAAUGACUGUCAGAGGAAAUCAAAUAAAUGACGUGCCUACCAAAUAUACAAUGACAGGUGUGGAAUCUUAUGAACUUCCAGUUGUAGGUACUUACGUAGAUCCAAGAAUUAUCCCGGGAUUCUGCUACAAAGUUAGACCGAAUGACAGAAAAGAGCGCCUUUUCGGAGGUAGAGCUCUCAAAUUGAACAGUAUUGGAAUGGGAUAUGCUAAAAGACUGACAUUCCAACCAGACUCUCUGGUUGAACCAGACAAUUAUUUGUGGUCUGAUAGCCAUCCAGAUGGUUUAGGUUUAGAACCUAGAGCAGUACAAAAUGGAAUGAAAUUUAUCGUAAAGGCUGGUGAUAUGGUACUUGGUGAAGCUCAAGUAUUUAGGGAUGAUUUGCCACAAGUUGAGGAACAAAUGGAAAAGAUUAAGACACCUGCCGGUGUAGCAAUACAAAAAUAUAUCCACAUCGAUGUAUUCUGCCAUAUUCGUCUGGCGAGAAUAGGAGGGGCCUCUACCGAAAACGAAGAACACUUGAUGCGUAUUACUGGGCUUGCAGUAGUUAGAAAAGAACCCAAAGCGACAGAAGCAAAAGUCAUAAGAGUUGAACACGUUGGUCUCGACUCUCAACUUCUGCCUAUGUUUGCUCAGGCGCACACAGAAUUGACAUUUGUUCCGAAAGACAUUUAAACAUCGAUGAAACGAUCUUUUAACACUUAAUAAAAAGUAUUUGAUACUUAGGCAAAAGACUUGUUUAACUUUUAGAUUUUUAGCUUGUAACAAUAAUUUAUAAUGUUAAACAAUUCGUUUUACACACUUUGUGAAGAAUUGGAUUUAGGUACGUAUUUUUUUGUUAUUUUAUAAUAAUAAAACCCAUUUUGUAA
This is a messenger RNA of Psylliodes chrysocephalus, 2052 nucleotides long. Lineage: Eukaryota; Metazoa; Arthropoda; Insecta; Coleoptera; Chrysomelidae. The record is from the annotation of a GenBank genome assembly.